Molecule: messenger RNA, 1553 nt
Organism: Silurus meridionalis
Lineage: Eukaryota; Metazoa; Chordata; Actinopteri; Siluriformes; Siluridae
Gene: rhbdl2
Product: rhomboid, veinlet-like 2 (Drosophila)
Exons: 9
Coding region: 441-1331 (296 amino acids)
Cellular component (GO): membrane
Molecular function (GO): serine-type endopeptidase activity
Source: RefSeq, a predicted model, not a curated record
UCUCUCUCUCUCUCUCUCUCUCUCUCUAAGCACUGAAUGAAAGGUGUGGAGGAGAAGCGCUAAUUACUCCGGGGGUCUCUUUCAGUCCGGUACUUUUCCUCUCUCGCGCGCUGUACAAACUCCUGCAGAUCUGAUCUACACCAGAGUGCACUGAUCAGACCUCCAGCGCGCGCCUCUAAUCAGAGUCAGGAAUAAGUUAGAAAUCUCCAAGAGAGAGAGAAGAAAAGAGAGAGAGAGAGGGAGGGAGAGAGAAGAGGAAGGAGAGAGAGAGAGGGAGGGAGAGAGAAGAGGAAAAAGAGGAAAAAGAGACUCGGAUCGGGAAGUCUAGAAAAUCUGAUAAAACAGCCAGAGAGAGAAAGUGUGUGUGUGUGUGUGUGUGUGUGUGUGUUCGUUCCUGUGUUCCAGCUUCCUGUACACAGGACAACAAUACAAGUUGUGAGAUGGCGGAUGAGGAUGUGGAGGCGAGUGCAGCGUUUCCUGUAGAGAGAGACGUGGUAGAUGAGGAUGGGGGUGAGGUGGAGAACCGGGAGCUGGGAUGCUGUGAGAAGUUCCACACACAUGUGUCCCGGUGGAUGCUGCCAGAGGACCUGCGAGAGACGUACCUGGAAAGAGCGAACUGCUGCCCACCCCCCAUCUUCAUCAUCCUCAUCAGCAUUGGAGAGUUGGCGGUUUUUGUUUAUUACGCCGUGUGGAAGCCUCAGAAGCAGUGGAUCACUCUGGAUGAUGGAAUCUGGAGAAGUCCUUUAACAUACAAACCUGAGGAUCGUGAGGAGGCGUGGCGUUUCCUCUCCUACAUGUUUGUACACGCCGGCGUUCAGCACAUCCUUGGAAACCUGAUUCUACAGCUGCUCCUCGGGAUCCCGUUAGAAUUGGUUCAUAAAGGGUUUGAGGUGGGGAUGGUGUACCUCGGCGGUGUUCUCGCAGGAUCGUUAGCGAGCUCUAUCUUUGACCCGUACAGUGCCCUGGUUGGGGCUUCAGGAGGAGUGUAUGCGCUGAUUGGAGGCUACUUCAUGAACGCUGUGGUGAACUUUAGAGAGAUGAUUCCUCUGCUCGGAGUUUUCCGUAUCAGCGUCAUCAUCAUUAUUGUGGGCACAGACGUGGGCUUCGCGCUGUACAGACGCUUCCUGAGUGGCGCUGCAGGAUUAAAGGUAUCAUUUGUAGCUCACAUCGGUGGAGGGAUCGCAGGAAUGACCAUUGGCUACGUUUUCUUCAGUAACUACAACCAGAAACUCUUGCGAGAUCCUCGUUUCUGGGUCUGCAUCGUGGGCUACAUCAUAUUCCUGCUGUUCGCCAUCAUCUUCAACAUCUUCCUGUCUCCUGCUCCUCGUUGAGAAACGAGUCGAGACGCAGGAGCAGCACCGUGUUGAGUCUUAAUCUCAUCCUGCUGUUUACAUCACCCACGUGUUUAACACUGAGCAAUCACACACUCACGUUUAGGACACGUCCUGACCUCCACGUUCCAGCCUCAUGUCUCCAUUUCACACAUACAAAAUGAAGAGUUUCAGUUUUAAAUGUUGUUUUUAGUUCCAAUAAAUUCUUCAUGUUACACAGCA